AUGUGUUUGAUUCAGGGAGCUGCACUGGUGCAUGUGUACACGGAUGGCUCAGUACUGCUUACAUCUGGAGGUGUUGAGAUGGGUCAGGGCCUCUACACAAAAAUGCUACAGGUGGCCAGUAGAGCCCUUCAAAUUCCCAUUGAUAAGAUACACAUCAAUGAAACAAGUUCUGAUACGGUUCCAAAUGCCACAAUGACGUCUGGAAGUACAGGCACCGACUUAUUUGGCGGUGCUGUUCUGAAUGCGUGUGAGAUCAUCAGGGAGCGAAUAGAUCCAUUCAUGAGACAGAACCCAAGUGGCUCGUGGGAAGAUUGGGUUGAAUCGGCCCACCUUGACAGAGUGAGCCUCUCAGCGACAGGGUUUUAUGUCCCAGAGGGCACAGUGGGCUACGACUUUGUCACGCACACCGGCAAUCCUUACACCUAUCACACGUUCGGAGCUGCCUGCUCACACGUGGAGGUUGAUUGUAUCACAGGAAAUCACGUGAUUCUGAGAACAGAUAUCAUGAUGGACGUUGGGAAGAGUCUGAAUCCAACUAUAGACAUCGGCCAGAUAGAGGGUGCUUUUGUGCAAGGUUGUGGAUUGCUGACACUAGAGGAGCUGCGAUACACAGCAGAUGGCUUCCUGUGCACUCGUCACACUGGCAACUACAAAAUACCAGGUGUCAGUGAUGUACCAGUGGAGUUUAACGUUGCAUUACUGCGUAACUCGGAGAACCCUCGUGCCAUAUAUUCAUCAAAGGCGGUUGGAGAACCACCGUUGCUGUUGGCCUCAACAGUUUUCUUCGCAAUUAAAAAUGCCAUCGGCGCGGCAAGAGAGCAGGAAGGAGUUUCUGGUAGCUUCCAAUUUGACAGCCCAGCAACGGUAGAGAACAUCCUUCUUGCGUGUCCAUCUACACUGCUGCCAUCUACAGCUGGAAGUCGUGCAUCUUGAGUUCUCUCCUAUACAAUAUUUUCUACUCUACUCGUGUACACAAGCUAUUGCUAAUAUUUCUGUAUCACCCAGAUAACAUGCUGACGUUGGGCCAACGUUGGCCCAACCACUUAUGGCGCUGUCACACCUCCGUAUGAAAGCC
This is a messenger RNA of Priapulus caudatus, 1075 nucleotides long. RefSeq names its product xanthine dehydrogenase/oxidase-like. NCBI's taxonomy places the organism in Eukaryota, Metazoa, Priapulida, Priapulimorpha, Priapulimorphida, Priapulidae. Bases 1 to 933 code for a protein of 310 amino acids. Gene Ontology annotation, molecular function: iron ion binding; oxidoreductase activity. The transcript has 7 exons. The record is from RefSeq and is a predicted model, not a curated record.